AUGCGUGCCGCGCCGCCGCCCGCGCCGCUCCUGCCGCUGCUGCUGCUCGCGCUCCUGGCCGCGCCCGCCGCCCGCGCCCGCAGAGCCCAGUCCGCCCCGGCGCCGCAGCCCGAGCCCGAGCGCGAGUCGCGGCCGCCACCCGGCCCGGGGCCCGGGAACUCCACCUGGACUGGGUCUCGGGCGGCGGGCAGCGGUGGCGGCAGCUCCAACAGCAGUGGCGACGCCUUGGUGACACGCAUCUCCACCCUGCUCCGCGACCUGCCUACCCUGAAGGCGGCCGUGAUCGUGGCGUGCGCCUUCAGCGCGCUCCUCAUCGCCUGCUUGCUGCUGCGCGUCUUCAGGUCGGGAAAGAGGUUAAAGAAGACCCGCAAGUAUGACAUCAUCACCACUCCAGCAGAGCGAGUGGAAAUGGCCCCGCUGAACGAAGAAGAUGAUGAGGAUGAGGACUCCACAGUAUUUGAUAUCAAAUACAGGUAGAAGCUGCCUUUCGGCACGUUGGCAUCCUGCGGAAAGUUGGUCAGCUGCAGCCCGGGGUGUGAAGGAUCUGGAAGCUGAAGCUCUUUUGGAACCAAAACACACGUUAUUUAUAAAACUCUGGCUCCGUGGUGUGUGUUGGACAUCUGCGCAGAAUGUCACCGUCAAGCUUGUUUCCAAAUCGCCACACGAGAGUGGUUUCUGCCACCCUUUGGGUGUCCCUUUAAAAUGUCACCCCCUUCUCUCCCCCUUUCAAGAGGUUUUUUUUUUUGUCUUGGUAAUUAGUGAAGGGCAGAACCGCGUUGAUUUAAAAAAAACAUUUUUUUAAGCAAUUGUUGACAGCAGUGAAAGAGAGUAGGCGGAUCGGGAAUCUAAAAGAAGCCUGAAGGAUACCCAACUGCCUGCUGAGGGUUUCUGAUACUCUGCUCUCCUGGAUCUGCAUGUUAGACCUCGUCUGACCUGGGGGCGUCUUUUUGGCUCUGUCGGGGCCUGGCCUUGUUUUGGUGGCUUCCGUGUGAAAGAUCAAAGCGGAAGUGCUCAGAGCUUGUCCGCCCCUUCCAGAAUGGGACGUGUUUAUAGCUCCUUUCCUUUCCUUUCUUUUGUUUUUCUCAAAGGGUUCAGCAGAAAUAGACAUGGCUAGUUCACAAAGAAUUUCAAGUAUCAGGGAAAACCGAGUGUGCAUGUGUGUGUGUGUGUCUCUGUGUGUGCAUAUGCACGUUUGCACACACAUGCACGUGUACAUAUGAAACAGUUUCUCCUUCUUGGAGGGGAAAGGAAAGCGCCAGGCAGCUUUUGGUUAGUAGCAUCCUUUGUGCUUUUUUUGUGUUUCUCUGCUCUGUCAUAGCUCUAUGUUGUUUAUCCUAGAAAUGGGAUUUUAAAAAAAACCACUGUGGUCAUUUAAACGAGUGGCGAUCCGGUUGGCUGAAGAAAAGCCCGCCGUCAGGGACGAUAUUUGAAGUCAGUCUAGGCCCUGAGGACGCCAUGGGACGGCCCCUCCCACUGGCGUGGGGCAGGGGUCCUGGGCAGUGGCCCGUCUCCAAGAUGUGAGGGCUCCUCUGUGGUGUCACCCAGACGUCUGUUGGCUUCUGGAAGCUUCUCAGGUUG
This is a messenger RNA of Microcebus murinus (gray mouse lemur), 1578 nucleotides long. RefSeq names its product family with sequence similarity 174 member B (gene FAM174B). The record is from RefSeq and is a predicted model, not a curated record. NCBI's taxonomy places the organism in Eukaryota, Metazoa, Chordata, Mammalia, Primates, Cheirogaleidae.